Messenger RNA from Ricinus communis (castor bean), 1114 nucleotides. Its product is annotated as 28 kDa ribonucleoprotein, chloroplastic. Gene Ontology annotation, cellular component: cytosol. The record is from RefSeq and is a predicted model, not a curated record. The coding region runs from base 35 to 871 and encodes 278 amino acids. Gene Ontology annotation, molecular function: mRNA binding. The transcript is spliced from 4 exons. NCBI's taxonomy places the organism in Eukaryota, Viridiplantae, Streptophyta, Magnoliopsida, Malpighiales, Euphorbiaceae.
UUCGUUUAAUCUCAAAUGUUUAGUUACCACAGGAAUGGCGGCAAUGGAAGCUGCAGUUUCUCUCUUCCUGCCUCAUCCUUCUUCCUCCUCUAAAUCCCUCUUAUCUCCCACUUUUAUAAACCUUUUUAAACAUAAAUGUCGUUCCAAUUCUAUCCCUCUCCUUUCCCACAAUUUCUCUCUCAGUAACAUUCACCUAACAGCUAGAAAGCUUUCCUUCGAAAGAUUCUCCACUGCACAAGAAAUAAUGAUACCAGAGGAAACCCAAGAAACAACCCAGAAGAGAAAGCUUUACGUGUUCAAUUUGCCUUGGUCUCUUUCUGUUGUUGAUAUCAAAAACCUCUUUGGACAAUGUGGGACUGUAACGGAUGUGGAGAUUAUAAAGCAAAAGAACGGGAGGAGCAGGGGAUUUGCAUUUGUGACUUUGGCUUCUGGAGAGGAAGCUCAGGCUGCUAUUGAUAAAUUAGACUCUCAUGAAGUGUCAGGAAGGAUUAUUAGGGUGGAAUUUGCAAAGCGAUUGAAGCCUCCAUCGCCACCAUCACCUACAGGCACUUCCACAAGGGAGACACGGCAUAAAAUUUAUGUGUCUAAUCUUGCUUGGAAAGUGAGAUCAACUCAUUUGAGAGAAUUUUUCUCCACUAAUUUUAGCCCAGUUUCAAGUAGAGUUGUCUUUGAUAGUCCUACAGGAAGAUCUUCUGGCUAUGGGUUUGUCUCUUUUGCCACAAGAGAGGAAGCAGAGGCUGCGAUUUCUGCUUUGGAUGGGAAGGAAUUGAUGGGUAGACCACUUCGCCUCAAAUUUAGCGAUAGAAAGACUGAUGAAUCUGAAAGCGAAAAUCAAGAGGAAGAAAAUGUUGAGGACCAAUCCGAACAGUAAUAUAAGUAUCUUGUUCAUGAUUUGCAGAUUGACAAUACAAAUAUAGCAGCAGCAGAAGUUUUAAAUUAAUCCCCGGCAUAGAUGUGAAGGAAGGUGUUUCUCUUGCGACUUUUAAUUUUGCAUUCUCAUCUUUCUCUAAGUACUGUGAGAUCAUUGGACUAAAAAGUUAAUUCUUGUUCCUCUUGUUUUAUGUAACUUGCACAUACUCUGUCCAUAUAAAUAUGCCUACUUCUACUGUGUAAA